Messenger RNA from Dovyalis caffra, 363 nucleotides. The record is from the annotation of a GenBank genome assembly. NCBI's taxonomy places the organism in Eukaryota, Viridiplantae, Streptophyta, Magnoliopsida, Malpighiales, Salicaceae.
AUGCAAGGGAUGUCACCUUAUAUCAAUGAUCUUUUGUCCUCUAUAGGCUUUCAGUUAUCUGCUCAUAAAUUUGGUUCCAAGCCAUCAUAUGACCUUGGAUCCAAUUGUACAAAUUCAUGGUCAAUAUGGGAAGCUGAGAACAGGAAUGUGUAUAGGUUUGUUCAAGCAGAUGGUCAGUUACACACAUCAUGUUCAAUCGAGCAUGAUGGAGAGGAGCCUGAUGUGUCAUGGGUUCAUUCAGUGUUAAAGGACUCGCCAUAUGAGGUGAAAGAGACAAUUGCUAUUCCAAUCUCAAGUACCCUUGAUGGCUCUACUUUAAAUCCUCAUAUUGAAUCCAGUGAUCAUGCGGCCUUGCGAGCCUGA